Molecule: messenger RNA, 1291 nt
Organism: Chaetomium strumarium
Lineage: Eukaryota; Fungi; Ascomycota; Sordariomycetes; Sordariales; Chaetomiaceae
Exons: 2
Coding region: 380-943 (187 amino acids)
Source: RefSeq, a predicted model, not a curated record
CUUGCCGCCUGCCAACUUUUUGCCAAGACGAGAGAUCCUCCACACUUGAAAUCCGAGCUUUCCUGUCAAAGUCCAGGCGCCUUCCCACACAUCGCUAUUCGCACAACAGAGCUGAAGGUUGUCGCCUCUACUAUCCGUAUCCGUGGUCGGCAUUUCCGAGCGACUAUCCUCACCACUGUCGACGUACCGACCAUUCAUUCUGCCCGACUCUCUAGUCCCUUUCUUUAAGUUGAAGGCGACGGUACCCGACAACCAAGCUCCAGACUCGAAGAGCCAGGGCCGCGCAUGCUUGCCGAGAGGCAAGCAGUCGUACCGAAGGUCGACGACACCCCAAGACAACGGCGCGUUACUAGCCUGCGGCCAAACGCAAACCGUCAAAAUGGCGACGAAUUCACAUGAAACAAACGACCGGUGCGCAUGCGAAGCUGCCAAGAACUUCGUCGACUGGUACUACCGCCAAGUCAACGAAGGCAAGUCCAUAGCCCAGGGAUACGUGAACGGCAAUGCAACCUACACGGCGGCAGGCCACCCGCCGGCUGACAUCACCAUCAACGGGCUGCUGGUGGCGACGCCGCAGGAGUGGGAGAAGCUGCUGGAGCAGCAGCGGUACUGCCCCAAGCAGACGGACCCCAACAAAAAGAUGGUGCGGUACGACGUCGAGGGCUACAACUGCCACGUCAUCAACGGCGAUUAUCGCUUCGCCGCGCCCCAGAAGAUGCUUGAUCUGCACUCGCCUACCGACGGCGUGCGCAUCAUGUUCCUCGUGAGAGUCCACGGGACGGUCUACUUCGGCACCGGCAGGAAUACGGGGGACGAGUACUUCACGAAGCAGGAUUUCUACGAUCUGUUUAUCUUGGUGCCGAAUUGGGACAUUCUCGCAAGGCCGGGUGCGAAAGCUGGGAGGAGGUAUCUUGUUAUUUCUCAGAUUUACCGAGCGAACUAGGAAGGGAAGGUAGCGAGCUAUUGUUGGUCAUGGCUGGCUGGUGACUCGGUGCCAGUGAGCAACCCUUUCACUGUCUGGCACGCAUCUGAGCAAAAGGGAGGACGUGGAAGGCGUUAGUCCGGAGGAGCAAAAUAGGCGCAUUUUCGUAUUUUCUGGGCGGGUUCUUUUGGCAGUAUAGGCGUCGAGAUAAACGAGGUCAUGCCAUUGGGGGGCACAAAGACUGGGAAGAAGAAGAAGCGGAUUUGCAUUCACCUGGGUAGCAGGGUCUGAAGAAAGAGCCCUAGCAUCACUACAUACGGCCUUGACUACAGGGUGGUAAAGUACCUAGUAUUUAUAUGUUUGAUUGCA